Molecule: messenger RNA, 801 nt
Organism: Schizophyllum commune H4-8
Lineage: Eukaryota; Fungi; Basidiomycota; Agaricomycetes; Agaricales; Schizophyllaceae
Exons: 3
Cellular component (GO): nucleolus; 90S preribosome; small-subunit processome
Source: RefSeq, a predicted model, not a curated record
AUGGAGGACUCCGAGCGCCCCCGCAAGCGAUUCAGACACGAGACGUACGCACAGAGCGUGCAGGAUGUGCACGCACCGCGACCCACGGCGUCGGAUGCCACAUUCCCCGACGCCCUCGACCACUGGCGGCAGCUGAACCUUGCCCCGUCCUUCCUCGCGUUCGCGAAGCGGGUCGCCCCCCUCGCGGCGUCGCUUCCCCUGCUUGUGCAUAAUGCGGACGAAGUGGUUGAUGCGUGGCUGGAAUAUGUGAAAGAGACGGACGAUGAGGGCCAUCGGGUCCUUUUAGCGCUGCUUCCCCCCCUCCUCACUGAUUUGCGGACGACCGUCGCGGGGAAGUAUGAACUCCUGCUGGAUGCAACACUCGGACUUCUUCCACUUCGCCCAUCUAAGGAUACCCUCAUCAAUCUGCUCGCCGCGCUUACGAGCCUCUUCCGCAUACUUCUUGCCCCCGAAGGGCUUCAAGCAACCCAUGAGCGUGUUGUCGCUGCUGCGAAGGCAGCCCCGCCAGAACUGCAACGAGCACUCGGAGAAGCAUGGGCCUCUGUGCUCAGAAGAAAAGACAUGCAGGCUGCCCCGGCGCUGCUAGCCGCCGCAGAGGACGAGAUUGAUCUCUUCGCGGCAUGGGCGCUUGUCAGCGCGUGCAAGAACGUCGCUCAAUCUCUACAUACCGCAACCCCACGUCUACUCGCUGCAGUCGUGGACGUGCAUGUUGCUGGAUCAGGAUGCCUCCGCCUCCUCCGCCGCACGUUCACUGCGCUUGCGCACCAUGUCGCACGCGCAGAUGCAUACGCCGCCGUCGCU